Molecule: messenger RNA, 1668 nt
Organism: Cyprinodon tularosa
Lineage: Eukaryota; Metazoa; Chordata; Actinopteri; Cyprinodontiformes; Cyprinodontidae
Gene: sp8b
Product: sp8 transcription factor b
Exons: 2
Coding region: 241-1545 (434 amino acids)
Biological process (GO): regulation of transcription by RNA polymerase II
Molecular function (GO): RNA polymerase II cis-regulatory region sequence-specific DNA binding; DNA-binding transcription factor activity, RNA polymerase II-specific
Source: RefSeq, a predicted model, not a curated record
CGAAAAGAGAGACUCUCUUUCUGCUUUUAAUUAGUUCUUGUCAUUGUCCUGCCGUUUGGAGGGGGAUUAAACUUUGCAGCAGAGCCAGUCCGUUGGUUUUACUGUCAGCAGCAAGUGGAAGUUUGCUUUAUAGUGCUUAAAAACACGCAUGUUUUCGCAGGUCUUUAGUUUGGAACUUGUCUGCAUUUUGACGUUUUGCUCGAUCAGGAGGAGCCGAGGUCAGGAUCGACUCCUUUAGCCAUGUUGGCUGCAACAUGCAACAAAAUAGGGAGUCCGAGCCCUUCACCUUCCACUAUAUCGGAUAAUUCCUCGUCCUUUGGGAAGGGCUUCCAUCCGUGGAAGAGAGCCUCCGCCAGCAGCUGCAGCCUCGGCUCUGGCCUAUCCAGCUUCGGAGUGUCCCGGAACGGAUCUGGCAUAGCCUCGGACUCUUUCGGCAACAACGGCUCCAACGGAUCCAGUGCCUUCUCCCUCACGUCUGGGACGACGUCUGGCUCUCAUUUCGGAAACGACUACUCUGUUUUUCAAGCUUCGAGCAACUCUCAAGAGUCCAGCCAUCAGCCGGUCUUCAUCUCCAAGGUGCAUACCUCGGUGGACAGUUUGCAGGGCAUCUAUCCGAGGAUGAGCGUUGCGCACCCGUAUGAGUCCUGGUUCAAGUCCUCUCACCCUGGGAUCUCCGCAGGAGAGGUCGGCACCACCGGAGCUUCUGCCUGGUGGGAUGUGGGAGCAGCGGGGUGGAUUGAUGUUCAGAACCCGAAUGGAGCAGCACUACAAUCGUCCUUACAUUCCGGUGGACUGCAGACCUCCUUACACUCUCCCCUUGGAGGAUAUAAUUCUGAUUACUCCACUUUGAGCCACUCUGCUUUCAGCACCAGCCCCUCUCCACACCUGUUGACGCCCGGCCAACACCUGAUGGACGGUUUCAAGCCGGUUUUACCCUCUUAUCCGGACACAAGCCCUUCGCCACUAACGGGAGCAGGAGGGACUAUGCUCACCGGAGGUCCCCCGGCAACUUUAGCGGGCUCUCCGAGGUCAUCCGCUCGAAGGUAUUCAGGAAGGGCCACCUGCGACUGUCCGAACUGCCAAGAGGCGGAGAGACUGGGACCGGCGGGCGCCAGUUUGCGCAGGAAAGGCCUGCACAGCUGCCACAUACCUGGCUGCGGGAAGGUGUACGGCAAAACGUCGCACCUGAAGGCGCACCUGCGGUGGCACACCGGGGAGAGGCCGUUCGUGUGCAACUGGCUGUUCUGCGGCAAGAGGUUUACGCGCUCCGACGAGCUCCAGCGGCACUUGCGCACACACACUGGCGAGAAACGCUUCGCCUGUCCGGUGUGCAACAAGAGGUUCAUGCGCAGCGACCACCUGAGCAAGCACGUAAAAACUCACAGCGCAGGGGGCUCCGCCGGCUCUGGCUCUGGGGGCAGCGGGGGGAAAAGGGGGAGCGACACCGAUAGUGAGCACAGCGCGCCGGGGAGCCCUCCAUGCCAUUCCCCCGACUUGUUGCACCCACCUGAGCCCACCCAGGGAGUGGGCAUGAACGGCCUCUGAAAAACCUAGUUUAAAAAAAAAAAAAGGAGAAGGAGAGAAAAUAUUCAAACGAGUGGACAUACUUUAAUGUAUGCUGUAUCCUGCUGUUGUCAAAUAAGUGUUUAAAUCUGCAUUUCCACAAUG